AGGCUGAUGGGAUGCAUCAAAGGUGGCUUACAAAAUUGGAUGUAGCAGCACCUAGCGCCCAUUCAUUUAAAACACAUUGUUAAAAACGUCAAAAUAAAUUCCUUGCUGGCAGGCGCAGAAUCGUGGAGUUAACGCUGUCACGGGUUUCACUGCGCACGCCCAGUGUUUUUGCGUUUUGCACUGCUUUUGUGGUGUUAUUUGUAAAUAAUAUUCUUGUUAAAAUGGCCACCAUGGAGAAACUGAUGAGGGCCUUCGAGUCUCUCAAGUCAUUCCAACAGCAGGGGCCACCGACAGCUGAGGAGCUAGUCCAGAAACAGAAGAAGGAUCCUUCCACAACCAAAAAAGACAGAGUGACUCAUUGCCUCACUAUAUGUGAAAAUAUUGUUGCACAGUCUCUGAGAAACUCGCCGGAGUUCCAGAAACUGCUCGGCAUCGCCAUGGAGAUGUUCCUGCUGUGCAGCGAUGACGGGGAAUCAGACGUCAGGAUGGUAGCUGACGAAUGCCUUAACAAAAUCAUUAAAGCCCUCAUGGAUUCCAACCUUCCACGAUUACAACUGGAAUUAUAUAAAGAGAUAAAAAAGAAUGGUGCUUCAAGGAGCCUGAGAGCCGCGCUGUGGAGGUUUGCAGAGCUUUCUCAUCUUAUACGCCCACAGAAAUGCAGGCCGUAUCUGGUCAAUCUGCUGCCCUGUCUAACACGCAUCAGCAAGCGACCAGAGGAAGCAGUGCAGGAGACACUGGCAGCAGCCGUCCCAAAGAUCAUGGCAGCACUGGGGAACUUUGCCCACGAUGGUGAAAUCAAGGUUUUACUGAAAACUUUUGUUGGAAAUCUCAAAUCCAGCUCUCCAACUAUCCGCCGCACUGCAGCAAGCUGUGCCACCAGUAUCUGCCAGCACUCACACCGGACUCAGUAUUUCUACAGCUGGCUACUGAGUGUGCUGUUAGGUUUGAUGGUCCCUGUGGAGGAGGAGCAUCCCACUGCUCUGAUCCUAGGGGUCCUGCUCACACUGAGGUACUUGAUGCCUUUACUGCAGCAGCAGGUGAAGGAUACCAGUCUGAAAGGCAGCUUCGGGGUCACUCGCAAAGAGGCUGAGGUCUCCCCCACCCAGGAGCAACUCGUCCAGGUGUAUGAGCUGACCCUUCAUUACACGCAGCACCUUGAUCACAAUGUGGUCACGGCAGCCUUGGAGCUGCUGCAGCAGACAUUCCGCACAACGCCCUCAGACCUCCUGCACACGCUCAUCACCGCGGGCAGCAUUCCCCGGGUCAGCAUCUCUCGAGAAGAGGCUGAAAAUCGCGGCCGCAGCGGCAGCAUCCUCGAGCUUAUAGCUGGAGAGGGGCCAUCAUGCAGUCCUCUACUACUCAGAAAACAAAAAGGCAAGCUGCUCUCUGGAGAAGAGGAAGGGCUGGAGGACGACACUGAAACAAGGUCAGAGGUCAGCACUGGAACCUUCACUGCAGCUGUGAACAGUGAGAGUGCCAGUGAGGUCCCUUCCUCCUCGGGCGUGUCGACUCUGGGGUCGGCCGACUCUUCGGGGGGCCAUGACAUCAUCACAGAGCAGCCUCGCUCCUCCCAGCACAACCUGGAGUCAGCCGACUCUGUAGAGCUGAACGGAGCCUCGGACACGGUGAGCAGCAUGGCCACCACCUCCGCAUUGGCUGGCGGAGAGGGCACCGAGGACGAGGACAUGGUGAGCCGCAGCUCCAGCGCCAGCCACUCCAACCCCGCUAACCAGGCCUCCUCGCCGGCCAGCGAGAGCUCCCAGACCACCACUGAGGGUCCCGACUCAGCCGUCACCCCGUCAGACUGUUCAGAGCUUGUAAGUGUGCGGCAGCGGGCUGAGGGGGGAUCCCAGACUUCCACGGAGGGGCCCGACAUCUCUCACAGCUCCUCCGGGGAGGGUCCGGACUUCGAUACGUCCCAUAUCUCUACCUCUACCUCUACUUCCUCCUCCACUGCCUCCUUCUCUAGUGACAGUGAAAAGGUACUAGAUGGCAGCGAGAGCCAGUACUCGGGAAUGCAGAUCGGGCAGCUUCAGGAUGAGGAGGAAGAGGGCACAAGCCAUCCACAUGAAGCGCCCUUGGAACUCUUUAGUGGUUCCAGUCUGGUUACAGCACUGAGCAAACCUCACUUGCUGGAAGGUAAGAGCCACAGUCGACAGCCCUCUGACAGCAGUGUGGAUCGAUUGAUACCAAAGGGUGAUGCCUUGGAGUCAGCAGAACUUGAAAACAAGUCCUCCAGAAUCAAAGGAGAAAUUGGUCACUAUACAGAUCAAAACGCUGCACCUCUGGUCCACUGUGUACGCCUUCUGUCUGCAACUUUUCUUUUAAAUGGACAAAAAGACGGUCUUGUCCCGGACAAAGAGGUGAGGGUGAGUGUCAAAGCCCUGGCUGUGAGCUGCGUGGGAGCAGCAACUGCUCUUCAUCCAGAGGCUUUCUUCAAUAAACUGUACCGAGCACCACUGGAAGGAAUCGAACCAGAAGAACAACAGUAUAUAUCUGAUAUUUUAAAGUACAUUGAUCACGGAGACCCCCAGAUCAGAGGAGCUACUGCAAUACUGUGUGGAACAAUAAUCUAUUCCAUCUUGAAUAAAACGCGCUUCAAUGUAGAAAGCUGGUUAGCUAAUGUCAAAAGUUCUACUGGAAACCACAUUUCCCUGGUGGAUUGUGUUCCUUUACUACAAAAGACCCUGAAAGAUGAAUCUUCCGUUACAUGUAAACUGGCCUGCACAGCAGUUCGACACUGCAUCAUGACUCUGUGCAGCAGCAGCUUCAGUGAGCUUGGCCUGCAGCUAAUUGUUGAUCUCCUCACCCUGAGGAACAGUUCCUAUUGGCUGGUGAGGACGGAGCUGCUGGAAACUUUGGCUGAACUGGAUUUUAGAUUAGUAAGUUUCCUUGAAAGAAGAACUGAGACCUUGCACAAGGGGGCCCACCACUACACUGGGCUUCUGAAACUCCAGGACCGGGUUCUUAAUGAUGUCAUCAUCUGCCUGCUUGGAGACGAGGAUCCCAGAGUUCGUCAUGUGGCAGCCACUACAGUAACCAGGCUUGUCUCCAGGUUGUUCUAUGACUGUGAUCAAGGCCAGGCUGAUCCAGUGGUAGCUAUAGCCCGAGACCAAAGCAGCGUCUACCUGCAGCUUCUGAUGCACGAGACCCAGCCACCAUCUCACUUCACAGUCAGCACCAUCAUAAGGACGUACAGAGGAUUCAGUGUUUCACAGACUCCGCCUGACGCUACUGUGGAGAACAAUCUCUCCAGGGUCACCACAGCUGUGUCCCAUGCACUGACAUCAUCCACUUCACGAGCUCUUACUUUUGGCUGCUGUGAAGCUCUAUGUCUCCUUUCAUCAGCGUUCCCUGUCUGUACCUGGAGUUUAGGGUGGCACUGUGGGUAUGUGACCUCCUCCGGUACCCAUCCUUCCAGAUCAAGUCUUUACAGAAACAGAGGCCACUCAUUCAGCCUGUCUCAGUCAGGACCCACUGAUGAUUUCCGGAAGAACUGCAGCGUGGGGAUGGCCCACAUGGUCCUGUCCCUCCUCUCCUCAGCCUGGUUCCCUCUCGAUCUGUCAGCCCACCAGGAUGCACUCAUGUUGGCAGGCAACUUGCUUGCAGCGGCAGCCCCCAAGUCUCUAAAGAACCCCUGGACAGCUGAAGACGAGGCUAACGCAGGCGUCAACAAGCAGGAAGAACUGUGGCCAGCUCUGGGGGACCGGACAGUGGUCAACAUGGUGGAGCAGCUCUUCUCUCAUCUCAUGAAGAUCCUCAACAUCUGUGCUCAUGUCGUUGAUGAUGUGGCACCUGGACCUGCGAUAAAGGCAAGCCUUCCCUCACUCUCAAAUACACCAUCGCUGAGCCCCAUAAGAAGAAAGGGCAAAGAGAAGGAGCCAAUAGAGCAAAACACAACGCCUCUGAGCCCCAAAAAGAUCACCGACGCCAAUCCAGCAGCCAGGCCAACUGACACAGCUGGGGCCACUGCAGCAAACAAGUCCUCCACCCUAGGCAGUUUUUACCACCUCCCUCCAUACCUGAAACUGUUUGACGUUCUGAAGGCUACUCAUGCAAACUAUAAGGUGACACUGGACCUUCAGAAUAGCAAUGAAAAGUUUGGUGGAUUCCUGCGGUCAGCUUUAGAUGUUCUGUCUCAGCUCUUAGAACUUGCAACCCUCCACGACAUUGGAAAGUGUGUUGAGGAGAUCCUUGGAUACCUGAAGUCUUGUUUCUGCAGGGAGCCCACCAUGGCCACUGUUUGUGUUCAGCAGCUUUUAAAGACCCUCUUUGGGACAAACCUAGCAUCUCAGUAUGAAGGCUCCUCCUCCAACCCCAGUAAAUCUCAAGGCAAAGCCCAGCGGCUAGGCUCUUCCAACCUGCGUCUUGGAUUGUAUCAUUACUGCUUCAUGGCUCCGUACACACACUUCACACAGGCACUGGCUGACGCCAGUCUAAGGAACAUGGUGCAAGCUGAACAUGAGCAGGACGCCUCAGGAUGGUUUGAUGUUUUGCAAAAGGUCUCUACCCAGCUGAAGUCCAGCAUCACAAAUGUAACCAGGCAUCGGGCUGAUAAGAAUGCAAUCCACAAUCACAUCCGGCUUUUUGAACCCCUGGUUAUCAAAGCUCUGAAGCAGUACACGACCACCACCUCUGUGUACCUGCAGAGACAGGUGCUGGACCUGCUGGCACAGCUAGUGCAGCUGCGGGUUAACUAUUGUCUCCUGGACUCUGAUCAGGUGUUUAUUGGAUUUGUUCUGAAGCAGUUCGAAUAUAUUGAAGUGGGACAGUUUAGGGAUUCAGAAGCCAUUGUUCCAAACAUCUUUUUCUUCUUGGUCCUGCUGUCAUAUGAGCGAUAUCACUCCAAACAAAUCAUUGGGAUCCCAAAAAUCAUUCAGCUGUGCGAUGGCAUCAUGGCAAGUGGCAGGAAGGCGGUGACACAUGCUAUUCCAGCAUUGCAGCCCAUAGUCCAUGAUCUUUUUGUGUUGAGAGGGUCCAACAAAGCUGACGCAGGCAAAGAGCUGGAGACCCAGAAGGAAGUCGUGGUCUCCAUGCUGCUGAGACUUAUACAAUACCAUCAGGUACAGGAGAUGUUUAUACUGGUGCUACAGCAGUGUCACAAAGAAAACGAAGAUAAGUGGAAGAGAUUGUCACGUCAGAUUGCUGACAUCAUUCUGCCAAUGCUGGCAAAACAGCAGAUGCACUUGGAUUCCCAUGAAGCCCUGGGGGUUUUAAACACCCUGUUUGAGACGGUAGCGCCGUCCUCGCUGCGUCCAGUUGACAUGCUGUUGAGGAGCAUGUUUGUUAUGCCAGCCACCAUGUGCUCGGUUGGGACAGUCCAGCUGUGGAUUUCUGGAAUCCUGGCAAUCCUGCGUGUCCUCAUAUCCCAAUCGACGGAAGACAUUGUCCUGUCUCGCAUUCAGGAGCUGUCUUUGUCUCCUUGUCUGAUCUCUUGUGCCAACAUUGAGAGGCUCAGAGACUGCUACUGUCAGACCCCACCUUCAGAGGAGGUGAAUGGAGAUGCACAAGGCAAAUACCCACCUGAGGAGACGUUUGCAAGGUUCCUAAUUCAGUUACUGGGGAUUCUGAUGGAGGAUAUUUCUACCAAACUGCUGAAAGUGGAUAUGAAUGAACAGCAGCACACAUUUUACUGCCAGCAGCUUGGCACGCUUCUCAUGUGCCUCAUACACAUCUUCAAGUCAGGCAUGUUCAGAAGAAUCACUGCAGCUGCUACUAAGCUGUUCAAGGGGGAUGGCUGUGAGGGGAGUUUUUACAGCCUGGACAAUCUGAACAGCAUGAUCCAGUCUCUGAUCACCACUCACCCCUCCCUGGUGCUGCUGUGGUGCCAGGUCCUUCUCCUCAUCAAUUACACCAACUACACCUGGUGGUCGGAGGUGCAUCAUACACCCAGAAGACACAGUUUGUCCAGCACAAAGCUGCUGAGCCCACACAUAUCCGAUGACAGUGAUGAGUCCAGACCAGAGUCCAAGCUGGCCAUGUGCAAUCGAGAGAUCGUCCGGAGGGGAGCACUGAUACUCUUCUGUGAUUACGUGUGCCAGAACCUUCAUGAUUCCGAGCACCUAGCAUGGCUGAUAGUGAACCAUGUGCGUGACUUGAUUAAUCUCUCCCAUGAGCCUCCAGUGCAGGAUUUUAUCAGCGCCAUACACAGGAACUCUGCUGCCAGCGGGCUUUUCAUCCAGGCCAUUCAGUCACGCUGUGAGAACCUCUCUACGCCGACUAUGCUAAAGAAGACCCUGCAGUGCUUGGAGGGGAUUCACCUCAGUCAGUCAGGUGCUGUGUUGAUGCUAUACGUGGAUAAACUCAUCAAUACCCCCUUCCGUGUGCUGGCUCGCAUGGUGGACACGCUCGCUUGUCGGCGGAUAGAGAUGCUGCUGGCUGAGACCUUACAGAACAGCGUUGCCCAGUUACCACUUGAAGAGUUGGACAGGAUUCAACAGUAUCUGCAGAGCAGUGGCUUAGCUCAAAGGCACCAGCGACUGUACUCCCUGCUGGACAGGUUCCGUGCCACAGUUUUGGAGGACUCUGCGAGCCCUUCACCACCAGUGACAUCACACCCCCUGGACGGGGAGAUGCCACCUUCCCCAGAAUCUGUCACCGUAGACAAGGAUUGGUACGUGAUGCUGGUGAGAUCGCAGUGCUGCACGCACACAGACACGGCUCUGGUGGAGCUGACAGAACUGCUAAGCAAGCUUCCCCAGGCAGACCUUCACUCCAUCAUGGUAUCUAAAGAGUUCAAUUUGAACCUACUGGCCCCCUGCCUCAGUGUGGCUCUCAAGAGACUCAGUGGAGAGCAGGGCAGUGCCCUCUUCGAAACCGCGCUCGGGGUAACCCUGGAGCAGAUUUCCAGCAGCGCUCAGCUUUUACCUAGCAGCCACCAGGUGUUUCAACCACUGUUGUCACCUGGAAAUACCACCUACUGGAACAAACUGAGCGACAUCUAUGGUGAAGUGGGCUUAUACCAGACUAUAGUUAGUCUCUGCAGAGCUUUGACCCAGUACCUGCUGUCAAUCCCCAAGCUACCUGCAGCCCAUCACCUCCCCAAUAACAAGGAGGUGGACGCCACCAAGUUUGUGGUAUUGGCACUUGAGACUCUGUCGUGGCGCUUGAGAAGUGGACAGGUUCCACUGAGCAUUGAUCUCCAAACUGUCCUGGAUUGCUGCUGUCUAGCCUUACAGCACCCAGCGAUAUGGAGCUUACUGGCUUCUGCUGCUUAUGUUACACAUGUCUGUUCAUUUGUAAACUGCAUCAAGUUUCUCAUUGAAGCAGUGGCAGUCGAGCCUGGGGAUCAGCUUCUGCGUCCGGAGAGGAAGAAGACGAGCAGAGCUCAAGCAGCUCAGGAUGAGCUGGAUGCUGUUUCCACAGAGAAUCCAGUACACAUCAAAAAAGCUUGUGAAACAAUGGCUGAACUGGUGGAAAGUCUGCGGACUGUCCUGGCUUUAGGACAUUCGAGAAACGAAAGAAUCCCAGCGUUUCUGACUCCUACUCUACGCAACAUAACCUUAAGUCUGGCGCGGCUGCCUCUCAUCAAUAGCUAUGUUAGAGUGCCUCCACUAGUGUGGAAAUUAGGCUGGUCCCCGAAACCUGGUGGAGAGUUUGGCACGGCGUUCCCCGAGAUCCCAGUGGAGUUCCUGCAGGAGAAGGAUGUGUUCCGGGAGUUCCUGUAUUGUGUGAACACGCUGGGGUGGACAAGUCGCACUCAGUUUGAAGAGACCUGGGCGACCCUCCUUGGCGUGCUGGUGACUCAGCCCAUUGUCAUGAACCAUGAAGAGGAAAACCAACACGAGGAGGACCUGGAGAGGACCCAGAUCAAUGUUCUAGCUGUCCAAGCAAUCACAUCCUUGGUGCUGAGUGCCAUGACAGUCCCAGUGGCAGGAAACCCUGCCGUCAGCUGCCUGGAGCAACAGCCGCGCAACAAGGCAUUAAAAGCUCUGGAUACCAGAUUUGGAAGGAAGCUGAGUGUGAUCCGAGGGAUUGUGGAGCAAGAGAUCCAGGCGAUGGUAUCAAAGAGAGACAACAUAGCCACACAUUACCCAUAUCAGGCAUGGGACCCUGUUCCAUCACUCUCUGCUGCAGCAACAGGCACAUUAAUCAACCAUGAAAAACUGCUGCUGCAAAUCAACACAGAACGGGAGAUGGGCAACAUGGAUUAUAAACUGGGACAGGUGUCCAUUCAUUCAGUUUGGCUGGGAAACAGCAUCACGCCCUUGAGGGAGGAGGAAUGGGAUGAAGAUGAGGAAGAUGAGAGUGACGUCCCCGCUCCAGCGUCGCCUCCCACCUCACCCAUCAACUCAAGGAAACACCGUGCUGGCGUAGAUAUCCACUCCUGUUCUCAGUUUCUGCUGGAGCUGUACAGCCAGUGGAUUCUGCCAAACAACCCAAACAACAAGAAGACCCCAGUCAUCCUGAUCAGUGAAGUGGUCCGCUCACUUCUGGCAGUGUCUGAUUUGUUCACCGAGAGGAACCAGUAUGAGAUGAUGUACAGCACGUUGACAGAACUGCAGAAGGUCCAUCCCGCUGAAGAUGAGAUACUGAACCAGUACCUCCUACCUGCCAUUUGUAAGGCUGCAUCUGUCCUUGGCAUGGACAAGGCCAUAGCGGAGCCAGUCAGCCGCUUGCUGGAGACCACACUGCGCAGCACCCACAUGCCGAGCCGCAUCGGAGCACUGCACGGCAUCCUCUACGUCCUGGAGUGUGACCUGCUGGAUGACACAGCCAAACAGCUCAUCCCCAUCAUCAGCGACUACCUGCUGUCCAAUCUGAAAGGAGUAGCACACUGUGUUAACCUCCACAGUCAGCAGCAUGUGUUGGUGAUGUGCGCUGCAGCUUUCUACAUGAUUGAGAACUACCCACUUGAUGUGGGGCCAGAAUUCACAGCAGGCAUUAUCCAGAUGUGCGGUGUGAUGGUGUCUGUCUGUGAGGACUCCACCCCCUCUGUGACCUAUCACUGCGUCCUGCGAGGGCUGGAGCGCCUCCUGUUAUCUGAGCAGCUGUCCCGUCUGGACGGGGAGGCGCUGGUCAAGCUCAGUGUGGACCGGGUCAACAUGCCCAGCCCACACCGGGCCAUGUCUGCACUGGGGCUCAUGCUCACGUGCAUGUACACAGGGAAGGAGAAAACUAGUCCCAGUCGGACGUCUGCCCCUGAUCUAGCUGCUCCCGACAGCGAGUCUGUCAUUGUGGCCAUGGAGAGAGUAUCCAUUCUCUUUGACAGAAUCCGGAAGGGAUUUCCCUGUGAGGCAAGGGUAGUGGCCCGUAUCCUGCCCCAGUUUCUCGAUGACUUCUUCCCACCGCAGGAUGUGAUGAACAAAGUCAUUGGCGAGUUUCUAUCUAAUCAGCAGCCUUAUCCACAGUUCAUGGCAACUGUUGUUUACAAGGUAUUCCAGACCUUGCAUGCUACAGGACAAUCCUCCAUGGUCCGAGAUUGGGUCAUGCUUUCUCUCUCCAACUUCACUCAGCGAACACCUGUGGCCAUGGCGAUGUGGAGUCUUUCCUGUUUUUUUGUCAGUGCUUCAACAAGCCAGUGGAUUUCAGCACUCCUUCCUCAUGUUAUCAGCCGAAUUGGGAAAUCUGAGCUAGUGGAUGUCAGCCUGUUCUGUCUGGUGGCCAUGGACUUCUAUAAACACCAGAUUGACGAGGAGCUGGAUCGCCGGGCCUUCCAUUCCGUGUUUGAGGUGGUAGCCUCCCCUGGCAGCCCGUACCACCGCCUGCUCACCUGCCUGCAGACCGUGCCCCAGGAGACUGCUUUCUGAACACUGCCACGCGACCGGGCGAGAAAAGGAAUGUCAAAGACUGUUGACUUGUGAGAUAGACUUUAGAAGUACUUUGCAGCAAGACCCUGCUCCGCCCCCACUCCCCAAAAGGAUUGCUUUUAGGAACAUGAAAAAUAUAACA
Polyodon spathula (Mississippi paddlefish) is the source of this 9891-nucleotide messenger RNA. Its product is annotated as huntingtin-like. Gene Ontology annotation, cellular component: nucleus; cytoplasm. NCBI's taxonomy places the organism in Eukaryota, Metazoa, Chordata, Actinopteri, Acipenseriformes, Polyodontidae. Bases 222 to 9749 code for a protein of 3175 amino acids. The transcript is spliced from 67 exons. The record is from RefSeq and is a predicted model, not a curated record.